Messenger RNA from Brugia malayi, 753 nucleotides. RefSeq lists its product as uncharacterized. The transcript has 5 exons. The record is from RefSeq and is a predicted model, not a curated record. Bases 1 to 753 code for a protein of 250 amino acids. NCBI's taxonomy places the organism in Eukaryota, Metazoa, Nematoda, Chromadorea, Rhabditida, Onchocercidae.
AUGACAAAUUGCUGUAUUAUCGGACAGUGCGAUCAUUCUGGUAUGGUGGAACAUGUCGAGGCGGGAUGCUAUUCAUUGGCAUGUCCGUAUGGGCCACCUGGACCACCAGGUCCUUCGGGAUUAGAUGGUCUUCCUGGCAACGCUGGAAAACAGGGCAAGCCAGGUACGGACGGUUAUGAUAUACAUUUGAAACCGGAAUCUGAUCUUCCAUGUGUUCUUUGUCCAACUGGUCCACCAGGACAACGCGGUUCACAAGGUGAACGAGGACGGACGGGCGAACCAGGACCAAAGGGAACAAUAGGAGAACAUGGAAGGCCCGGGAUGGACGGUAAUGCUGGAAGGACAGGGAUUAAAGGAAUGCGUGGGGAAAAAGGAAAACGAGGACCUCGAGGACCAGAAGGCGAUUCAGUUGUUGCAGGUAAAGGAAUUAAAGGUGCAAAAGGGCCAGCAGGUUCCACAGGUCCAAAGGGUCCUAUGGGUAUACCAGGAAAACUCUCAAAGCUGCCUGGUGAAUCCGGUAAUCCGGGUAGCCCCGGUCGUGUUGGUCCGUACGGCAAUCCAGGACACAGAGGGGUCGAAGGACCAUGGGGACCACCCGGUGAACCAGGUACUCCAGCUGAAUACUGCCCAUCAGACUGCGGAAUUUCCAAAAUCUAUAAUCCUCCACUCGAUUCCGAGCAAGAAAAAACUCCUGACAAGUACAGUAAUAAACAAGGAUUUGUAUCAGACAUAUGGCCUGAAGCAUGGAUUUGA